This is a messenger RNA of Frankliniella occidentalis (western flower thrips), 2076 nucleotides long. Its product is annotated as mucin-5AC-like. The record is from RefSeq and is a predicted model, not a curated record. The transcript is spliced from 11 exons. Bases 369 to 2051 code for a protein of 560 amino acids. NCBI's taxonomy places the organism in Eukaryota, Metazoa, Arthropoda, Insecta, Thysanoptera, Thripidae.
GUAUCGAGGCGCCUGCCCCGCUGGGCCACGACAGCUCGCAUGGCAGCACAUCGCGCCGCGUCGCUUCAACGGCAGCCUCGCCCCGCCUCGCAGCCCCGAGCCGUGAGGGCCCCGCCUCCAGGGUGGUCGCCGACCAGGAUGCGCCGCACCCCUCGGGCAUGGACGAGGACGACGCGUCCGCGGGCGAGAGGGCGAUGGCCUACUCCCGGACGCCCGGCUGGCAGCGCCGCGCCGACACCUGUGUGCUGUUGCCUGCAUGGCGGCGGUGAUGACGGGGGCGGCGCGGCCGGAAGGAGCUUUCAGUGUCCGUGCGCCCCGCCUCGAGCAGGCCCGGCGCUGCGCGCGCUGCGCGGCCGGCGGCCUUGACGAUGGACAGCGUGCUGACGGCGCCCCUCGGACUUCGCCUGCACCGCAACACGCUGACGCGGCAGGACGCCGUGGUGGUGCCGACACGCCUCGGCCUGGUGCGGCUGCGUCGCGGCGGCUCGGAGCACCUGCCGGGCAUGAGCUCGGCAGUGGCCGGGGUGUCGUCGGUGCGCCUGCUCGCCCCACCCGAGGUGAGCGUCCGGCCAGCCGUCCUGGAGGACCGUCGCCAGCUCGGCGCCGCCCCGCCGGGGCCCGGCCGCGCCUGCUGCCCGCGCGCCCCUGACCGCACCUGCGCCACAUCGUCGAGCUCGGGUUCCGGAGCGUCGGCGGCCUCGGGUGGGGGCCACGCCGGGUCGAGGACGUCGUUAAGCGCCGCUUCCAGGGCGCCAUCGCGGGCCGCCGCCGGGGCCAGAGGGGUCACGGCCUCGUCGUCGGCACCGCGACGCGCGUCCAGGUCCGCGCCCUCGGGGACGGGCGAGGCCGGCGCGCGGUGCCAGAGCAGCACCGGCAGCGUGGGCUCGGCGGCGUGGAACAGGGAGCUCGGCGCCAGGCUGCUACCGCUGCUGUCCGUGCUGAUGGCGCCCCGGGACGGCGACGUGCACGCCGCGGGGGAGGCGGGUGAGGAGGAGGAGGGGCAGGCUGCCGUGCGGUCCGUGCGGCUCCAGAGCAGCCAGGGCCGGCCGCGCCUCACCGUCACGUCCAUCACCGUGCCGGACAUGGCCUCGGCCCGCGUCGCCCUCCACCAGCGGCAGCGGCAGCAGCGCGCCCGCCGGACCACGCGCCACGCGAGCCAGUACUGUCGCUCGAGGACUCCGGCGGCGAUUGCUGCUGCUGCCGCCGCGGCCGCCGCCGCGUCCACCGCGAGGUUCACCAACACGACGACGCAGACGACGAGCAGCAGGAGCGGCAGCAGGAGCAGCAGCCUGAGCAGCAGCAACAGCAGCAGCGGUGGCAGCGGCUCCCAAGGCCACGGCCGCCGCGCCGGGGCCGGGCCGGGGCCGCGGGGCCGCGAGGCAUCCUGCGCGCCGCCCUGUGCGCGCCGCGCCCCGCACCGAGCCACCGGAAGCGGAAGGCGCGCCAGUGACUCCGCCACCGGAAGCCACCCCGCGACAACUCGCAGGCCGUGCGGCGAGCCGUGCUGUGCCGAGUGCUGCGCGCCGGCCUCCGGGGCCCCCGAGCAGGCCGACGGGGAGGAGCGGGGCAGCCCGCACGACGCCACGCAGCCGGGCCGCGAGCAGCCGGAUCUGGGGUUCUGGGGGUGGGGCGGCGAUGGCCCGCCCCGGCUGCAGCACCCGCCCGGCCAGGACGACGUCGUCGACGACGACCUGCUGGUGGACCUGAGCGCGCUCUGCCUGGGCGCGGCCGCCCCCGGCACGCCAACACUCGCCGUCGCCCUCCAGGCGCCUCCACCGCCGACGCCCCCGGCGCCCUCUGUGCCGGAGCGUUGGAAGGUGAAAACCAAGGGGAAGCCUCGCUCGGCCCAGCAGCGGGCCCGCGACCAGCAGGACCAGUGGGUGCACUCGGUGCAUGCGCAGUGGCAGCUGGGCCCCGUGGACGCCCUGGGGCUGGCCGCCCCCGGGAGGCCGCAGACGGGGCUGGGCCGCAGGGGUGGGCCCACACCUAAGCCCGCGGGUCCGCCGUGGUGGGCACGCCCCACCAAUCGCGCCCGCCUAGCCGCCAAAUAAUAAAGCUUUAGAACUGAAGUGUCUA